AUGAAGCUGCGGCGGGGCGCGCUGCGGGCGGCCCUGGGGCUGGCGCUGCUGCCGCUCCUGCCGCUCCUCAGGCCGGCGAGCGCCGUGGAGCCCAUCAGCCUGGGGCUGGCGAUCGCGGGCGCCGCCGCCUCGGCCCUUACCGGCUUCAUCUCCUACCCGCGGCUCUACUGCUACUUCAGGGAGUGCUGCCUCCAGCGGCACGACCAGCGCGCCGCCGCCGCUCUGCAGGAGAAUUUGGACAGGAAGCUGUUCGGGCAGCACCUGGUGAACAAGGCGGUUGUAAAGGCCGUGAAAGGCUUCUUGAACAACAGCAACGCCAAAAAGCCUCUUGCCCUUUCCUUGCACGGGUGGACUGGAACAGGCAAAAACUUUGUCAGUAAGAUAGUUGCCGAAAGCAUUUAUAAAAGAGGUCUGCAGAGUAAAUAUGUCCAUCAGUUCGUGGCAACUUUACACUUUCCUCACGCUCACAGCAUCAAUCUCUACAAGGACCAGUUGCAGUCGUGGAUUCGGGGAAAUGUGAGCAUCUGUCCUAGAUCACUCUUCAUAUUUGAUGAAAUGGAUAAAAUGCAUGCAGGACUCAUUGACUCCAUCAAGCCAUUCCUGGACUACUAUGAGCUUCUGGAUGGGGUGUCUUACCGACAAGCCAUCUUCAUAUUCCUCAGCAAUGCAGGAGCUGAAAAGAUAACAGAGGUGGCACUAGAUUUUUGGCGAGACGGAAGGACAAGGGAAGAUAUACAGCUUACAGAUAUCCAAAAUGCACUGUCUGUGUCCGUCUUCAAUAACAAAAAUAGUGGAUUUUGGCACAGCACCUUGAUUGAUAGAAAUCUCAUUGACUACUUUGUUCCCUUCCUGCCUCUGGAAUACAAACAUGUGAAAAUGUGUGUCAGGGUUGAGAUUGAAUCACGUGGCUAUGCUGUGGAUGAAGACAUUUUAACCAGAAUAGCCGACGAGAUGACCUACUUCCCCAGAGAGGAGAGAAUUUAUUCAGAUAAAGGAUGUAAAACUGUGGAUGCAAAGCUGGACUAUUACUAUGACUUCUAACGCUUUAUUGCUACAACCUGCAAAGAAGCAAAUUUAACUUAAUCACAAAGUGGAGAACCCACGACAUUUCAUUUUUAAGCACUUUUUAAAGAAAGGAACAGUAUUUUUUAACUGGUGUGUAAAUAAGCGGCAGUGCCUCUGCAUUUUUAUUCCAUCACUAGUCACGGCUCCCAAGUACUUCAGCCUUGUGUUGUGAAGGUAAGAACGAACUGCGUUGUGAAUGUGGGGGUCUGUGUCUGACAGUGCCGAAGACUCCUCUGGGAUCAUGUGUCGAUGGUCAGAACCGUUUGGCAGACUAUUGGCACGUAUAGAAGGACUGAGACUAUGACCUAAUUUUAAUUGGAUUUUGGUUUGAUGUGGGUGAUCUCUAGACAAUAUUGAGAAUUUUAAUCAAAGUUCCUAUGUCUGCGAAAGCCUUCACUGGGCUUGUGUGGGAAUAUUCCUGUAACUGCAUUAAAAGUAGGUUAUGUGUCUUUUCUCCUUGAACAGCUUGGCUCCGGUAAAGAUAAGGGGGGAUUCUGUAAUUAAAAAAAUCCAGAGUCUUCUAUCCAACAUCAUGCAGUACCAUUGUCUUUCUCAAAACAGUGGUAUAAUUUGGUCUCCUGCAUGUCAAACCAAGAAUAUGAAACUCUUUGGUGUGAACAGUGUUCAGAGGGCGGACUUAAUAUUACAAGGCAGUGAGUUAAAGUCCUUGACUGCCACAUCAGUGUAUUUGGUUCCUAUUUUUGGUUAUUUUUUUAUGUAUAAAGUUUCCCACAGCAUGCUCUUCCAGGAGUGAUCUCAGGAGGAAGAAAAGUGUGCUUUCUGACUGGUUGAGUCAGCUUCAUGGAAAGGGUGUAACUUAAUGGGAAACAUGUACAGGUUAAAUUUUACACCAAGGAAAUGGAAAAGAAGUUUCUCCUCUUCGCCUACAUGUAGAAUUCAGGGGUCAGCUUGCAGGGUUUUCCCUUUUUCUUACAAUACUGUAUGCCUUUGAGGCAGGGAUGAAGACAGAUCCAAAGGCAUUUGAAAAAAAAUGUGAAAUGUGUCAACUGACCGUGAAGUGUGAGACUUGUUUCUGAAUGUCAGCACUGCAGGGGCUUUUUUUCACUCCAGUUUCUGUUCAAAAUAAACUUUUCUCAUCAGAAAUGUA
This is a messenger RNA of Gymnogyps californianus (California condor), 2173 nucleotides long. Its product is annotated as torsin-1A-like. The record is from RefSeq and is a predicted model, not a curated record. The transcript has 5 exons. Lineage: Eukaryota; Metazoa; Chordata; Aves; Accipitriformes; Cathartidae. Bases 1 to 1041 code for a protein of 346 amino acids. Gene Ontology annotation, cellular component: endoplasmic reticulum; nuclear envelope; endoplasmic reticulum lumen. Gene Ontology annotation, molecular function: ATP binding; ATP hydrolysis activity; kinesin binding. Gene Ontology annotation, biological process: nuclear membrane organization; protein localization to nucleus.